Messenger RNA from Vigna umbellata (rice bean), 1442 nucleotides. RefSeq names its product chitinase-like protein 1. Gene Ontology annotation, biological process: carbohydrate metabolic process; chitin catabolic process; cell wall macromolecule catabolic process. The record is from RefSeq and is a predicted model, not a curated record. NCBI's taxonomy places the organism in Eukaryota, Viridiplantae, Streptophyta, Magnoliopsida, Fabales, Fabaceae. Gene Ontology annotation, molecular function: chitinase activity.
GUGUCCCACCAACGCAUUAUCCACCGUCGAUUCCUCUAAAGUGUUCGAUCUAUAAUCUCACACAGAGUAAGCACGCAUAACGCCAUAGGAGAAGGACCUUCUACCAGAAAAACUCGUAGUGUUAUUAUUAUUUGGUCGAUUCUCCCUCUUCUCUGUACGUCAAGAGAGAGAGAGAGAGAGAGAAAUGGAGAGGGCGAAGCGAAACGCUGUUGCGGCAAUCGCGUUGGUGGUGGUACUCGCGGUGGUGGCGGCGCGUGUGGAGGCGCAGCAGGACUCAAACGUGAAGACGCUGGUGAAGUACAAGCACGGGAAGAAGUACUGCGACAAAGGGUGGGAAUGCAAGGGGUGGUCAAUUUACUGUUGUAAUCUCACUAUAACCGACUAUUUCCAGACCUACCAGUUCGAGAAUCUGUUCUCCAAGCGGAACUCUCCGGUGGCGCACGCUGUCGGAUUCUGGGACUACCACUCCUUCAUCGCCGCCGCCUCUCUCUUCGAACCGGAAGGUUUCGGUACCACCGGCAACAAGACCAUGCAGAUGAUGGAGAUUGCCGCGUUCCUCGGACAUGUCGGCAGCAAGACCUCUUGUGGUUAUGGAGUGGCUACUGGAGGACCUUUGGCUUGGGGUCUUUGUUACAAUCAUGAAAUGAGUCCUAUGCAGUCAUACUGCGAUGAGUAUUUCAAACUCACAUACCCCUGUACUCCCGGUGCUGAGUACUAUGGACGUGGUGCUAUUCCCAUUUUCUGGAACUACAACUACGGUGCUGUUGGAGAAGCUUUGAAGGUGGAUCUUCUAAGCCAUCCAGAAUACAUAGAGCAGAAUGCAACCCUUGCUUUCCAGGCUGCAAUAUGGAGAUGGAUGACACCAAUAAGGAAGUAUCAGCCCUCUGCUCAUGAUGCCUUCGUUGGCAACUGGAAGCCUACCAAGAAUGACACUAUGGAGAAUCGCGUUCCUGGUUUUGGCACUACAAUGAACAUUCUCUAUGGGGAUGGUGUUUGUGGUCAAGGUGAUGUGGAUACGAUGAACAAUAUCGUUUCCCAUUACAUGUACUAUCUUGAUCUUCUUGGAGUUGGUAGAGAACAGGCUGGACCCCAUGAAUACCUUACAUGCGCUGAGCAGGUUCCUUUCAAUCCAUCUUCCAAAGCUGCCUCAUCAACUUAGAUUACAUUUAUUAUACUGUUGUGCCAAUCCCUUUGAAAGUGUAAGUUAAUAAGGGUUCUUUAAAUUAUUGGUAUGCAAUAAUUUUGAACUUUGUAUGGCAGUGUGCGGAUUCAUUUAGCUUUUCUUCGUCAUUGUUUAGUAGUUAAGUCAUAUUGUAAUACCAUACGUCGUGAAAAAUUUGUAUCUGGUAUAUAUGUACGUUGUGAGGGCAUUUUGUCGUUAUCAUUAUUACAUAUACAUUUCUUGGUUGCAAUGUAAAUUUGAAUAUCUUCAUUUCUUGGAA